UUUUUCGUUUGUUUAACUUUUUUUUUUUUUUUUUUUACGAUACGUUAAUUUUACUUUUUCAUUUAAACUUAGACAUGUUUAAAAAUAAAAGUUUUAAGUAUGGCUAGUUAUAUUUUAUGUAAUUUAAUUUAAAGUUAUAAAUUUUAAAAGUUUUUUUUAUUUUUUAAUUUUCUUUUUUUGAACGGGUGAAGUAUAAUUUUUUUAAUAAUAUUUUAAACUCUGUUGUAUUUAUUCUUAUCUUCUACUUAAUUUUUUCCCCAUAUAAGCGUGUUGAACAGUCAACUGCAGCCUAGCAGCUUUUUUUAAAAUUUAAUUUCUUUUUAAAACCAAUUACCAUGGUUUUCUGUUUUCUCGGAAUUUUCCCACACAAUUUUUAAAGAUCAGUUGAGCGGCUUAUUAAGGUAUUGUGGAAUCUUGAAUUUUUAUUGCUGAAUUAUGGUGGAAAUUGGGGUUUAUUGAUUGAAUUGUGUGUAAAGUUGGAGUCCUUUUUGGGUUUGUUUAGUUGAUGAAUCAAGAAUUUGGAUUCUUGGUAUUUGAUAGUGUAGUUUUGUGCCAAAAGUUGGAGUCCUUUUGGUGUUGUAGUCACUGAAUCAAGGGGUUUUAGAAAUUGGAUUCUUGAUAUUUGAUAGCUGUUGUAGUUUGUGCAAAAGGUGAAGUCUUUUUGGUGUUUGUAGUGGUACUGAAUCAAGGGGUUUUUAGAAAUUGGAUUCUUGGUAUUUGAUAGUAGUUGUAGUUUGUGGAAAAAGUUGGAGUCUUUUUGGUGCUGUAGUGUUACUGCAUCAAAGGGUCUAUAGAAAUUGGAUUCUUGGUAUUUGAUAGUGUAGUUUGUGGAAAAAGUUGCAGUCUUUUUGGUGUUGUAGUUAGUGCAUUAAAGGGUUAAUAGAAAGUUGGAUUCUUGGUAUUGAUAGAGGUUCAUUUGCUAAAGUUGUAGUUUGUGCAAAAAGUUGGGGUCUUUUUGGUGUUGUAGUUGCUGCAUCAAGUGAUUACAGAAAGUUGGAUUCUUGGUACUUGAUACUUGAUCAUAGUUCUUUUUCUGAAGUUGUAGUUUGUGCAAAAAGUUGGACUCUUUUGGUGUUAUAGUUAUUGCAUCAAGGGUUUAUACAAAUUGGAUUCUUGAUAUUUGUUACUUGAUAGUUCUUUUUCUGGAGUUGUAGAUUGUGCCAAAAGUUGGUUUCUUUUGGAGUUUUAGUUAUUGUUUAAAGGGUUUAUGGGUAGCUGACAGUUAUUUAUGCAGUUGAAUUUUGCAUUGGAAAUUUGGAAUUGUAUUCAGUUGCUGUUCUAUUGAAUUGGGUUGUUGUGACUUUGGGGUUCCAUGGUUAUGGGGGAAAGAUUAAUUUUUGCAAAGACUGGUCUCUGGGGUUUGUAGUUUGCAACUGAAGAAGGAAGGUUCUCGGUUGAGUUUUCGUUGAUUGAUUAUGGGUGGCGUCUGUGGAAAACCUUCCUCGCCCGUGCAAAAUAGGCGGGAUAGACAUAAGAAGAGAGAACUGACAAAAGGGACAACUGUGGCAUCACGCCCACUCCGAGCUGUUUCUUCAAAGAGAGAGGAAAGUUUCAGGGUGAAAGACAUGUUGGAAAAUGGUGAUGUGAAGCUUGGUUUGAUAGAUAAGAAGUCUAAUGGAUCAAGGAAGGUCAGGGAUGAUCAUUAUGAACAGAUUAAGGAAAAGCUUGGACUCAUUGUGAAUGGUUGUCCUGGAAACGGAGUCGUCCCAAAAGCCUUGGAAGGGGAACUAAUUGCUGCUGGAUGGCCUUCUUGGCUUGCUGCAGUGGCUGGUGAAGCUAUUAAUGGAUGGCUUCCUCGCAAGGGUGAUACAUUCGAGAAAUUAGACAAGAUUGGCCAAGGGACUUACAGUAGUGUAUUCAAGGCUCGUGACCUAACCAACAAUAAAAUUGUUGCACUCAAAAGAGUGAGGUUUGAUAAUAUGGAUCCUGAAAGUGUCAAAUUUAUGGCAAGGGAGAUAGUCAUUUUGCGUAGGCUUGAUCAUCCGAAUAUUAUCAAAUUGCAAGGUUUGGUUUCAUCAAGAUCAUCUUGCAGUUUGUACCUUGUUUUUGAGUACAUGGAACAUGAUCUCACUGGACUGGCAUCUGUUCCUGAUAUCAAAUUUACAGAACCGCAGAUGAAAUGCUAUAUGCAGCAACUUCUUAGUGGACUUGAUCAUUGUCAUAGUCGGGGUGUGUUACAUCGGGACAUUAAAGGUUCAAAUCUUCUAAUCGACAAUAAUGGGAUCUUGAAGAUUGCAGAUUUUGGCUUAGCAACCUUUUUUGUUCAGCACCAAAGUGUUCCAUUGACAAGCCGCGUUGUGACUCUUUGGUAUCGACCACCCGAGCUCUUACUUGGAGCAAGUCACUAUGGAGUCGCUGUAGAUUUGUGGAGUACUGGUUGCAUACUUGGAGAAUUAUAUGCUGGCAAGCCCAUUAUGCCUGGAAGGACAGAGGUGGAGCAGCUGCAUAAGAUUUUUAAGCUUUGUGGUUCACCAUCUGAUAAUUAUUGGAAAAAAGAAAAAUUACAUCAUUCAACAGCAUUUAAACCAUUACAUCCUUACAGACGGCGUAUUGGGGAAGCAUUUAAGGAUUUUCCUCCAUCUGCUGUGAGGUUGAUGGACACAUUACUUUCUAUAGAUCCUGAACUUAGGGGAACAGCUGUUGGUGCUCUUGCGAGUGAGUUCUUCACCACAAAGCCAUUGCCUUGUGACCCUUCAAGUUUGCCAAAGUAUCCUCCCAGCAAGGAAAUUGAUGCAAAGCUGCGGGAAGAAGAAGGUCGAAGGCAAGGAGCUGCAGGUGUGAAGAGCCAAUUAGGUGAUGGGCAUACGAGAGGAUCAAAAGAACCUCGAGCUGUUCCAGCACCUGAUGCUAAUGCCGAGUUGGCAAGGUCAAUGCAGAGGAGGCAGAGCAGUUCAAAUCCUAAGAGCCGAUCUGAGCAAUUCUACCCCUAUAAAGAAGGUGCUUCCGGUUUUCCAAUUGAUCAACAUAGACCAUCACAAUUACACAAAGAAAAAGACGGAGAUCACUUGGAAAAUCAUUCAGAGAGAUAUUCUUAUUCCGGACCUCUAGCUCCAGGAUUUGGGUGGGCAAAAUCUGGGAAGAAAUAUGAUCAUGACAUUUCCGUUGGUUCCAACAGAGCCGACUUAUCAAAGUUUUCAACUUUAGUAGCAUCUAGGUCAGUUGUGGCUGGUGAUGCUCGAGAUCGAUUUGUUGCUUCACAGCUGGAAUCUGGCGGUCAAGUAGAAAGGCCAGUACGCUUGCUUGAUGAACACCCGAGGAAGCAGGAUUGGAAGCGUCAGAUGCAAAACCGUGCCGGUUCUCGUCAAUUUGACAGUGGAAGGGCUAGCAUUAAAGAAUCAAAUCUGCAUGGUCAUUCCCAUGGUCACAAGGGAAACACAAUUCAUUUCUCUGGUCCACUACUUGUUCAACCAAAUAAAGUGGAUCAAAUGCUUAAAGAGCACGAUCGUCGUAUCCAGGAAGCUGCACGACGAGCAAGGCUCGAGAAGGCAAGAGCAGGCAAAGGCCAAGCUCAAGGAAUGCAGAGAACCGCCAAUUCUAUUUACGUCACUAGUCUGGGAUCGCACUAGUCUGGGAAUUAUAUAUACUUCUAUGUACAGUUCUUGAAGUAAUUGUUAUUUAUAGGAAAUUCAGUUGAUUAAGAAGAAUAUAGCCAAAUAAUUGUGGUCUGUUACUGGAGUAGGUGAAAAUUAUUUAUGCACACAAGUUUUCUUUUUUA
Capsicum annuum is the source of this 3715-nucleotide messenger RNA. Its product is annotated as probable serine/threonine-protein kinase At1g54610. Gene Ontology annotation, biological process: protein phosphorylation; positive regulation of transcription elongation by RNA polymerase II. Gene Ontology annotation, cellular component: nucleus; cyclin-dependent protein kinase holoenzyme complex. Bases 1416 to 3566 code for a protein of 716 amino acids. Gene Ontology annotation, molecular function: cyclin-dependent protein serine/threonine kinase activity; RNA polymerase II CTD heptapeptide repeat kinase activity; ATP binding. The transcript is spliced from 8 exons. The record is from RefSeq and is a predicted model, not a curated record. Lineage: Eukaryota; Viridiplantae; Streptophyta; Magnoliopsida; Solanales; Solanaceae.